Molecule: messenger RNA, 2789 nt
Organism: Cavia porcellus (domestic guinea pig)
Lineage: Eukaryota; Metazoa; Chordata; Mammalia; Rodentia; Caviidae
Gene: Actbl2
Product: actin beta like 2
Exons: 1
Coding region: 102-1232 (376 amino acids)
Cellular component (GO): actin filament; glutamatergic synapse
Molecular function (GO): structural constituent of postsynaptic actin cytoskeleton
Source: RefSeq, a predicted model, not a curated record
AGGACUUUAGAUUUAUUCACUCAGUUUUUUGCAUAUAAUAGGAUUAGUAAUUUCCUAUAUUUAAGUUCUACUUACCAGUCUGGAAGGGUCCAGCCGGCACCAUGAUAGAUGAUGAGCUGUCUGCCUUGGUAGUGGAUAACGGGUCAGGGAUGUGUAAGGCAGGCUUUGGGGGUGACGAUGCCCCACGGGCUGUGUUCCCUUCCAUGGUAGGGCGUCCUCGGCACCAGGGGGUGAUGGUAGGUAUGGGCCAAAAAGACUGCUAUGUGGGAGAUGAGGCCCAGAGCAAGAGAGGCAUCCUGACCCUAAAAUAUCCCAUUGAGCAUGGAGUAGUCACCAACUGGGAUGAUAUGGAGAAGAUCUGGUACCACACCUUCUACAAUGAGCUCCGCGUGGCCCCAGAUGAGCAUCCUAUUCUUCUCACUGAGGCACCUCUCAACCCAAAGAUCAACCGGGAAAAGAUGACUCAGAUCAUGUUCGAGGCCUUCAACACACCUGCUAUGUAUGUGGCUAUCCAAGCUGUGCUAUCCCUUUACGCUUCAGGACGGACCACAGGAAUUGUGAUGGACUCUGGGGAUGGAGUCACUCACACUGUGCCCAUCUAUGAAGGUUAUGCCCUGCCCCAUGCCAUUCUACGUUUGGAUCUGGCAGGCAGAGACCUGACUGAUUAUCUCAUGAAGAUCUUGACAGAGCGAGGUUAUAACUUCACCACUACAGCUGAGAGGGAAAUUGUGCGGGACGUCAAAGAGAAGCUGUGCUAUGUGGCUCUGGACUUUGAGCAGGAGAUGACUGGUGCAGCUGCAUCCUCUUCCCUGGAAAGAAGCUAUGAGCUUCCUGAUGGGCAGGUUAUCACUAUUGGGAAUGAACGCUUUCGAUGUCCUGAAGCCAUUUUCCAGCCUUCCUUUCUGGGCAUUGAAUCCAGUGGAAUCCAUGAGACAACCUUCAACUCUAUCAUGAAGUGUGAUGUGGAUAUUCGUAAGGAUUUAUAUGCCAACACUGUGCUGUCUGGAGGCAGCACCAUGUAUCCAGGCAUUGCUGACAGGAUGCAGAAAGAAAUCGUAGCCCUGGCACCAAGCACCAUGAAAAUCAAGAUCAUAGCUCCCCCAGAGCGGAAAUAUUCUGUUUGGAUUGGGGGCUCCAUUCUGGCCAGCCUGUCCACUUUCCAGCAGAUGUGGAUCAGUAAGCAGGAGUAUGAUGAGUCUGGUCCUCCCAUCGUUCAUAGAAAAUGUUUCUGAAUGGUCUUCCAUGUUAAAGGGCUUGUUUUAUUUUUCUUUUUUCUAGGUCACAAAAAUGGUACAACUGUCAUCCACUAGAAUUAAGGUAAAUAGUCCACUUUUCCUACUGUGCAAACCAGCAGCUCUAUCUCUCCAUCCGAGUAUCUUGGGCUCUGCUCUAGAUAAUCACAUCACAAUCUCUAUCAGCUAAAGAAUUCUGAUACCAAUAUUGUAUAGUCUUGUGUUCAAGAGCUCUAAAAUAUGAAGGUUUGCAACAAUGAAAGUAAGUAACAGGAAGUAAAGUUAUGAGAAAUGUCAUGAGGAAAUUCCAAGUUUUAAAACCUAGUUCUUGAAAAAAUAUUCAGUAAUAGCAGGUUGUUUAAAUCCGUAGAAAAAGAAUGUAUUUAACAACCACCUCUUAUUAGUUAAAUAAGAAUUACUUAACUAAUAAUAUCUCUAUACUCAUAGGCACAAGGGAAAUAAAAUAUGACAUAUUAAAGUGUAUUAGUAUGUUUGAAUACAUGAACAGCUAAUAAGAAUUUCUUCUCCAAUAGUCAUCAUCUUAGCAUCUCUGUUUUUUAAUUGAUUCAUAUUAAAUGAACAGAUUAAUGUGGUACAUCAGUCUGAACUAUCAUUUUAACAUCUUGCUUUUGAAACUCCUCAUACUUUCAAAAUAAUAAAACUACAGAUAAUGCUUCAUUUUUAAAAUAGAUUAUUGUCACAUGGAAUUAAUGUCAUUCUGGUUCAAUUUGAUGUCAAUAGUUUUGCUUGUAUUUCUUUGCAUAGUAAUACAUGUCUGGAAUAAUUUCUGUCGGCCACAAUUUUAGAGAUCUCUUAUAUGCAAGGAUUUCACUAUAAGGAAUUGCAUUGUAACUUUUUUUUUAGAGAAAAAAACAAAACAGAAAAAAGGGUAGAAAUAAUACAGAAUUUAAAAAGAAAUAAUAGUAAGAAAUUACUAGUUGAUAAAUUACAUAUUGUUAUCUUAGAUGUAGUUGUUCAAGUUAUAAAAUCAAAGCAUAAAAAGUGAAUUAUAAAUUUUAGAAACAAUGUAAUAGCCCUAGUGUGUUUUUGGAAAGACUUUAGAAAAAUUAUUUAUUAUGGCUAAUAAUUAGCCAUACUUCUUCAUUCAAGUGUCUCUCAGUGUUAUACAAGUUCUAACAUCUUAAAAAAUAACGUUUCUAAACAUUUUAAUGAAUCCAGUGCUAAUUUUACAACCAAUUUUAAUUUCUAGUGACUUUAUUUUAAUCUAUGAUGUGAUUUCUGAUUUUUGGCUAUCAGGAUUAUUUGUAUUUUCAGGAAGUUUUCUGAAUAUUUAAUACAUUUAUUUGGGUUGCUUUAUCAAGCUAUUGGCUUGGGAAGGAAUAAUCUCUUCCUCUUAGUUGGGAAACUUCUGCUUUUAUUUUAAAUCCCUAAAUUAUAAUCUUUAAGCAUUUUUGGUUAAUAUAAAACUUUUCAAAAAUUCAAUUAUUCCUUACUUCCUUUAUCUUACGACAGAAUUUUUAAACAUCUGUUAUCCAAAAUGCAUCUGAAAAGGCACUUUAUUUUGUAAGUCUUGGAGUCUCCUUUCAUUAAAUUAAA